Molecule: messenger RNA, 2142 nt
Organism: Symbiodinium sp. CCMP2456
Lineage: Eukaryota; Dinophyceae; Suessiales; Symbiodiniaceae
Source: the annotation of a GenBank genome assembly
AUGGACGGCGUGUUCACCGCCGGCAAGUUCAAGGGCAGAUGGUUCUCCGAUGUGGCAGGCCAGGAGACUUCGUUCGUCGCCUGGGCAAAAAGGCAGAAGACACCUCCAGGAUACCUGCGGGCUUUCCUGGACUUCUUGAAGCAGGGAAGACGUGGCCAACGAUCCCUGGACGGCCUCGUGGUGAAGACACCUCGCGCGGCGGCACUGCCCGCAGAGAGCGAGCAGGUGACGGAGGACACUGGAGAAGGUCGCGGCUUGCGCUUUGACUUCCUCAUGGCGCUAGAGGUAGUUGGCCCUGAACUUUUCGAGGUCGGACCCGAAGACCAGGAUGCAGAGGUGCCCCACACCCUCCGCACAGCCCUAGCGCAGCACCGCGGCGCGACAGCUGCCCCGGGAGCCUCGCGCUGGCGGUUCCCAGCAGCUCUUUAUGCCGAAGUGCUCCGCUGGCUGGAGUGGAAUCCUGAUUUCCGAUGUCGCGUGGAGCCUGUGCCAGUGUGGGUGCUGAAGCGCUUGCCCGCCUUCGCUGCUUCGGCAGAGAAGGUGCAAGCAGUGGCAGCGCUCCGCCUGUCUUUGGCAACCAAGAGGUUGCUGGCAGAGCUUCCCAAGCCAGCGCCGAAAACGCAACCAACGCAGACGGAGGAGGAUCACAAACCGGUCAAGGCCUUGGACCUCGAUGGCUUGGGGGGCCAAUUGCUUCCCUUCCAGGUAGACGCGGUUGAGUUUGGCCUCCGGCAUCAUGCAAGGUUCCUGCUGGGGGACGAGAUGGGCCUGGGCAAGACAAUCACAGCCCUGGCAUUAGCCAAGCACUUCGUGGAGGAAUGGCCAGUCCUGGUUAUCGCACCUGCGCCCCUCUGCCGGGUGUGGCAGGACCAAGCCUUACGUUGGCUGCCGACGCUCCUGGCACCCAAAGACGUGGUGGUCGUCCGCUCGGGACAGGAAGUGGUUCCGACUGUUGCUAAGAUGGUAGUGGUCUCAUACAACCUUCUACCUGCGCGGCAGGAUUCAAGCAAGCCCGGCAGCUUCGGCGAGUUCCAGAUAGUCAUCGUCGAUGAGUGUCAUCAGCUGCGGGGCCAGAGCUCCAAACGAGCGCAGGCGGUGGUGCCUCUAGCCCGGAGAGCAAAGCAUGCUCUCCUGCUGACAGGUACUCCGCUCGUCGCACGCGCAGAGGAUGCGUAUCCUUUGCUGGAAAGUCUUCUGCCCGAGGGAGAGCUCCCCUCGGUCAACGACUUCGCUGCCCGGUAUGGCCGGCGCGGUGCACAGCGCCUGCAGGAGCUUCACGCCCUUCUCGGGUCAGUUAUGCUACGUCGCACCAAGGUGGAGAUGCUCCCUCAGCUGCCGAAGAAACGUCGGCGGAGAGUGCUUUUGGACCUGGGGCCUUCUGCUCCGUCUGCAAGUCCAGCUGCUCGCGAGGAGCCUGUGGAAGAGGCUUGCGAGAGAUUGGCGAAAGCGAAGAAAGCUGCGGUGGCAGAAUAUCUGUCCUGCUUGCUGGCUGCUAACGUCCGGUUCCUCGUCUUCGCCCAUCACUUGGCCAUGCUCGAUGCCCUGGAGAAGUCGUUGCAGGAGCAGUCCAUCCGGUACUUCCGCAUCGACGGCAGCACCCUGAUGACAGAGAGAUCAAAGUACAUCGAUUCGUUUCAGACCACCGACCACUUUCAGGUGGCGCUGCUGUCCCUCACAGCAUGCUCGCAAGGCUUCACGCUCAGUGCUGCCUCCGUCGUUGUUUUUGCGGAGCUCUUUUGGGUUCCUGGGACACUCCUCCAAGCAGAGGAUCGAGCCCAUCGCCUUGGCCAGGAAAACAUGGUGGAUGUGCACUACUUAGUGGCUCCUGGAACAGUCGAUGAGCGCAUGCUGGCUGCCGUAGAGAGACGCGCGCGAGAUGCGGAUAAAGCUGUCGAUGGGGGCACAGCAACUGCGCCGCUGGCGAGAGAAGGAGGCAUUCUGGAGGCACCUGUGGUAGAGAAGGCCACCGCUGUGGAGGAGGUGGCAUCAGGAGCCAGAGGAGCCAAGAGGAAGGCCUUACCAAAGGAGUCUGAGGAUGACCUAGUGCUCAUCGGCCCACGAAGCUCCGGGCGCCCGUUCACAUGGGCCAAAAUGAGCAUUGGGAUUUCAGAUCCUGGCCUUCCAAUCCUUCAGGCUUUCGGU